AAUGUGUCCGUGUGGAAACUCUUCAAACGCCGGUAUUUCGUUUGUUUUGGGGGACAACACGCGUGAUGGAAAAGCAUGGACCUAGGAAAAGCCAAACUUUUGAGGACUGGAUUAAAUACUCUGCACCAAGCCAUUCACCCUGUACAUGGGAUAGCCUGGACUGAUGGGAGACAGGUCUGCCUCACUUCUUUCUACUAUGUCAGUGGUGAACCCAAAUUCGGCGACACUAAUGUUAUUGGACAGUUUGAACAUGUCUUUGGACUUUUCUGGGGACCUCUGUGUUGCUCCGGUUCUCCCGCUCUGCUCGCUGUGCAGCACAAGAAGCACGUCACGGUGUGGCAGCUUCAGUUGAGCGCCCUGGAGCAGAACAAACUGUUAUGCACUCAGACAUGUGAAAUGAGUGAGCCUUUCCCACUGCUCUCUCAGGGCUGUGUGUGGCAUCCCAGACUAGACAUCUUGGCUGUUCUGACCAAGCGAGACGCCUCUGUUCUGUUUUCUGUGCGUGUGGAUAACCGGCGAGUGAAGGCAGACAUCCGGGGCAGCGGUCUGAUCCACUGUGCAUGCUGGACUAAAGAUGGAACUCGAUUGGUGGUCGCCAUCGGCAGUGCUCUUCAUUCCUACAUAUGGAAUGACAUCCAGAAGAGCUUGGUGGCUUGCUCCUUUUGCCCCAUUUUUGAUGUUGGAGGCUAUAUCUGUGCUAUCGAGUCUACAGAUGAGGCUCAGGUAGCUGUUGCCACUGAACUGCCGCUGGACAAAAUCUGUGGGCUUAAUGCAGGCAUUGCCUUCGACUUGCCGACUGAAUCUGAGCCGUUGUCCUCUCAGCAGUCCCCAGUAGUGAUGGUGGACGAAGAUGUUUCUGUGGAGUCCAGGAGAAAGUCAUUUGAUUCUGAGCGCUCGCUGCCUCUAGGGUUCCUCUCAUCCUCUGGUCCCAUCGACCUUACGAACAUUUUGGCUAAGCACAGGAAGUCAGACCCCAGCCCUCUUAUUCACUUAAGACGGCGGGAUCACUUGACGGGAACAGGUCAAGACUCGUCUCAUUUGAUUUUGGUGAAGUAUGAGCGGAAGGUCACCACCACCAGGAAAGUAAGCAUCCCUGGCAUCCUGGUCCCUGACAUCAUUGCCUUUGACCCCCGAGGGAGCACCGUAGCAGUGGCUUCCAACACCUGCAACAUGGUGCUGGUCUACUCCAUCAUGGCAUCCUCCAUGCCCAAUGUUCAGCAGAUUCAUCUACAGAAGAACGAGAGACCUAAAGGCUUGUGCUUCAUCAGCAGCAAGAUGAUGCUGCUCAUGGUCGGCCGGCAGAGAUCCAACGACCCAGCUUUCCUUCCGUCCUCAAACACAGACAAAUAUGUCCUCAGGCUCAUGGCUAAGGAGCUUUUGUUCGAUGAGGACACGACUUCUCCAAUUGUACAAAAGCCUGAGUCUCCCAGUAAUUUUGUUGGGGUCAGGAGGCAUUCAGAGAACUUCUCUAAAGAUCUCGCGGUAAAGGACCUUGUCCUGCCAGGAGGCUCGGUAAUCCACUCCCCAAACAGCAGGAGGAAGCUGAUUGAGGAGUUGCGCAGCUCAGAGCCCAGUCCGGUGCCAAGCUCAGUUGACUUCUCAGACAGAGCCACGUCCAGCGCCUCUUCUAUUACAGUGGAAAACUACGACAUGGAUCAUGUCAGUCGCUUGGCCACGCUAGCAGUAGCUGGCCAGGCUAGCCGUGAAUCAAGUCGACCAUGUUCUCCGCGAUAUGAGCCUUCAGAAAAGCUGCUCUCUGAUCCUCCUGUGCCACAGAACAGCUGUCUUACAAAAGAAAAGAAUCUGGAGCACCUUACGCACAACAUGGAAAGGUUAUUUUCCCGCUUUGAUGAGGUGAGGCAAUGCCUCACAGAAAUCAAAGACUUCACUCAGAAUGGAAGAAAGGCCAUUGUCAAUUACCCAGCUGCCUGUGAGCCGCAGUAUGUCUACGUUACAUGUCAGAAGCAGCUGUCAGAGAAUGUGUACACAGACGAGAGGAGACCGGUGCUGUUGUGCGAGGGAAGGCUUAACCUUCAAGUAGUUCAGGAGCUCUUCAGACUGACCAUUGUGGAGAUGAUGCAUGGACCGAUGUGGAUUAUCCUGGUGGCUGAUGCUGAUGGAUUUGUACCGCUCACCUUCAAGCACAAGGAGGAGCUCACGGUACGGAGUGCAACAAGGAAGGCUCCCUUGAAGUCUUUUAGUAUCGCUGAUGAUGUGUUUCCUGAAAAUGUUCAAUCUCCUAACACAGAAAAAUGAUUUCCUCUGAAACGUGUUUGAGCAUAAAGAUUUACUGGACAUCAUGUUUAAAGGCUUAUGUUUAAGACAAUGCCUCACAAUUCAUGUUUACAAGGCACUAGUGGCUUUUCUGUAGUGCUGCCUUUGUAAAUCUGUGUAUAUGCAGUGUAAGACCAAUACGAUGACUAUAUUUUUGUAUUUCUGCAAGCAAGUAAUUGAGUGCCUGCUUUAAUGGUUUUCUACUGUUAGUCUAAAGCCUGUGAUGCAUCUAUUAUAUAUAGAUAUAUAGAUAUUAGUGUUUUAAAUCAUAAAUGUUUAUUUUUGUAGAGAUUUAAAUGAAUUCACACAUGUGGUGCAUAAAUACAUGUAUCCAUAAGUUAAUGUCCUUGAUAGCAAUUAAUGUAUCCAAUAGCUUUGGAUGUAUGAAUCCAAAUCACUCUCUCAGUUCUAUGCACUGUGAACCACAACCUGCUUCUAACAAAAGA
This is a messenger RNA of Colossoma macropomum (tambaqui), 2720 nucleotides long. Its product is annotated as WD repeat and coiled coil containing. The record is from RefSeq and is a predicted model, not a curated record. The transcript has 4 exons. Bases 76 to 2256 code for a protein of 726 amino acids. Gene Ontology annotation, molecular function: kinase binding. NCBI's taxonomy places the organism in Eukaryota, Metazoa, Chordata, Actinopteri, Characiformes, Serrasalmidae.